Carassius carassius (crucian carp) is the source of this 975-nucleotide messenger RNA. Its product is annotated as protein N-lysine methyltransferase METTL21D-like. Gene Ontology annotation, molecular function: protein-lysine N-methyltransferase activity. Bases 51 to 722 code for a protein of 223 amino acids. Gene Ontology annotation, biological process: peptidyl-lysine methylation. The transcript has 5 exons. The record is from RefSeq and is a predicted model, not a curated record. NCBI's taxonomy places the organism in Eukaryota, Metazoa, Chordata, Actinopteri, Cypriniformes, Cyprinidae. Gene Ontology annotation, cellular component: cytosol; cytoplasm.
CGUAGAUGCGUGACGUAGAAUGUCCAGUGUUGAGCUAGCCAAGAAACAACAUGGCGGCUGACGAGGACUCGGAAGAUUAUUUUGUUAGAAAAAUAGAGAAAAAUGACGGGUCUGUUUUAAGAAUGUAUCAGUGCAGCAAAGGGGACGUGGGCUGUGUAGUAUGGGACGCUGCUAUAGUCCUGUCAAAGUACCUCGAAACGGAACAGUUUUGCAGUGUUCAGUCUGGAGUCAGUACGUGGUCCUGUAAGAACAUUAUUGAAGUGGGCGCAGGAACAGGACUCGUGGGUCUCGUGGCCGCGACUCUGGGGGCAAAUGUCACAGUGACAGAUCUGGAAGACCUGCAGCCUCUCCUUCAACUAAACAUCAAGAAAAAUCAGCAUCUCAUCCGUACAGGCUCAAUCACAGCCAAGGUACUGAAAUGGGGAGGAAAUGUGGAAGAAUUUCUCCCUCAUCCUCAUUAUAUUCUGAUGGCCGAUUGUAUCUACUAUGAGCAGUCUGUGGAGCCACUGGUGGAGACUCUGAAACUCUUGGCUGGACCAGAGACGUGUAUCAUCUGUUGCUAUGAGCAACGCACGGUUGGCAUAAAUCCUGAAAUUGAAAAGAGAUUCUUUGAGCUACUUCUGCAAGAAUUUCAGUCAGAGGAGAUCCCACCUGAGAAACAAGACCCCGAGUUCAACAGUCCUGACAUUCGCAUUCUCCACCUGCGACGAAGAGUCGACUGAAUGGCUUUAUUUGCUCCUCUGUUUGAAAUGAAGAGGAUGGGUUGGGUGUGUUUGUGUUUCAGUGGACUGUGGUGUUGUUGGUCAGAUGUUUGACACCGAACCAUAUGAAUACAAACUGUUUUUAAGUGCUUAUCAUGUGGUAUGGGAGGCCGGCCUUAAUGUGAGCUUAUGUGUCUUUGCAGACAAACAGAGUUUAAGUGAAUGGUUCUGUGUGUGUUAAACUGGCAACAAUAAAUCUCAAAUGUGUUUUUAA